Molecule: messenger RNA, 1152 nt
Organism: Suricata suricatta (meerkat)
Lineage: Eukaryota; Metazoa; Chordata; Mammalia; Carnivora; Herpestidae
Gene: COPE
Product: coatomer protein complex subunit epsilon
Exons: 10
Coding region: 57-983 (308 amino acids)
Biological process (GO): retrograde vesicle-mediated transport, Golgi to endoplasmic reticulum; endoplasmic reticulum to Golgi vesicle-mediated transport; intra-Golgi vesicle-mediated transport
Cellular component (GO): COPI vesicle coat
Molecular function (GO): protein binding; structural molecule activity
Source: RefSeq, a predicted model, not a curated record
CCCUGUUUCCGUCCGACGUGUCCCUCAGGAAGGGGAGCGACUGGGACCACAGCGACAUGGCGCCUCCGGCUCCAGGCCCGGCCUCUGGCGGCUCCGGAGAAGUGGACGAGCUCUUCGACGUGAAGAAUGCCUUCUACAUUGGCAGCUACCAGCAGUGUAUUAACGAGGCUCAGCGGGUGAAGCCAUCGAGCCCGGAGAGAGACGUGGAGAGGGACGUCUUCCUGUACAGAGCGUACCUUGCACAGAGGAAGUACGGCGUGGUCCUGGAUGAGAUCAAGCCCUCCUCAGCCCCCGAGCUCCAGGCGGUGCGCAUGUUCGCGGAGUACCUGGCCAACGACAGCCAGAGAGACUCCAUUGUCGCCGAACUGGACCGGGAGAUGAGCAGGAGCGUGGAUGUGACCAACACCACCUUCCUGCUGAUGGCAGCCUCCAUCUACUUCCACGACCAGAACCCGGAUGCUGCCCUGCGUGCCCUGCACCAGGGGGACAGCCUGGAGUGCAUGGCCAUGACUGUGCAGAUCCUGCUGAAGCUGGACCGCCUGGACCUUGCCCGGAAGGAGCUGAAGAAAAUGCAGGACCAGGACGAGGAUGCUACCCUCACCCAGCUGGCCACCGCAUGGGUCAAUCUGGCUGUGGGUGGCGAGAAGCUGCAGGACGCCUACUACAUCUUCCAGGAGAUGGCCGACAAGUGCUCAUCCACCCUGCUGCUGCUCAACGGGCAGGCGGCCUGCCACAUGGCCCAGGGCCGCUGGGAGGCCGCCGAGGGCGUGCUGCAGGAGGCGCUGGACAAGGACAGUGGCCACCCCGAGACACUGAUCAACCUCAUCGUCCUGUCACAGCACCUGGGCAAGCCCCCUGAGGUGACAAACCGCUAUCUGUCCCAGCUGAAGGACGCACACAGGUCCCACCCUUUCAUCAAGGAAUACCAGGCCAAGGAGAAUGACUUUGACCGGCUGGUGCUGCAGUACGCUCCCAGCGCCUGAGGCUGGCCCCAGACACGGUUCCCAAGCCGUGGCACAGCGGGGCCAGGCGUCCUGCCCGCACUGCUGGGCACCUUCCUCGUGCUCUCUCACUUGCUCUGGCCAGAGGCGGAGGCCGCAAGCUUAGCCCGGCCCCGUUUUGUCAAUAAAUGUCUCCACCCCAGGUAUCCUC